Cricetulus griseus (Chinese hamster) is the source of this 3414-nucleotide messenger RNA. The record is from RefSeq and is a predicted model, not a curated record. NCBI's taxonomy places the organism in Eukaryota, Metazoa, Chordata, Mammalia, Rodentia, Cricetidae.
UCAGCCACGAAUGAUGAAGCUGUCCAUAGCUGAGAUGCUUCACAGAGGGAGGAUGCUGUGGAUAAUUCUUCUAAGCACAAUUGCUCUAGGAUGGACUACCCCAAUACCCCUGAUUGAGGACUCAGAGGAAAUAGAUGAGCCCUGUUUUGAUCCAUGCUACUGUGAAGUUAAAGAAAGCCUCUUCCACAUACAUUGUGACAGCAAAGGAUUUACAAACAUUAGUCAGAUUACUGAGUUCUGGUCAAGACCUUUUAAACUGUACCUUCAGAGGAAUUCAAUGAGAAAAUUGUACACCAAUAGUUUUCUUCAUUUAAAUAAUGCUGUGUCCAUUAACCUUGGGAACAACGCAUUGCAGGACAUUCAAACUGGCGCUUUUAAUGGUCUUAAGAUUUUAAAGAGACUAUAUCUCCAUGAGAAUAAAUUAGAUGUCUUCAGAAAUGACACCUUUCUUGGUUUAGAAAGUCUGGAAUACCUGCAGGCAGACUACAAUGUCAUUAAACGUAUAGAGAGUGGGGCAUUUCGGAACCUAAGUAAAUUGAGGGUUUUAAUUUUAAAUGAUAAUCUCAUUCCUGUACUUCCAACCAAUUUAUUUAAGGCUGUUUCUUUAACCCAUCUGGACCUACGUGGAAACAGGUUAAAGGUUCUCUUCUACCGUGGAAUGCUAGAUCACAUUGGCAGAAGUCUGAUGGAGCUCCAGCUGGAAGAGAACCCUUGGAACUGCACCUGUGAGAUCGUGCAGCUGAAGAGUUGGCUGGAACGAAUUCCUUACACAGCCCUGGUGGGAGACAUCACCUGUGAGACACCUUUCCAUUUCCAUGGAAAGGAUCUUCGUGAAAUCAAGAAGACAGAACUCUGUCCUUUGUUGUCAGAUUCUGAGGUGGAGGCCAGUCUGGGAAUUCCCCACUUAUCAUCAAGCAAGGAGAAUGCCUGGCCAACUAAACCUUCCUCAAUGUUGUCCUCUGUCCAUUUUACAGCAUCUUCUGUUGAAUAUAAGUCCUCUAAUAAGCAACCAAAACCCACCAAACAGCCCCGAACACCCAGACCACCAUCUACGUCCCAGGCUUUAUAUCCUGGUCCAAAUCAACCUCCCAUUGCCCCCUAUCAGACCAGACCACCCAUUCCCAUUAUAUGUCCUACUGGGUGUACAUGUAAUUUGCAUAUCAAUGACCUUGGCUUGACUGUCAACUGCAAAGAACGAGGAUUUAACAACAUCUCUGAACUCCUUCCAAGGCCCUUGAAUGCUAAGAAGCUCUACCUGAGCAGCAAUCUGAUUCAGAAGAUAUACCGCUCUGAUUUUUGGAAUUUUUCUUCUUUGGAUCUCUUGCACCUGGGGAACAAUCGAAUUUCUUAUGUCCAGGAUGGUGCUUUCAUCAACCUGCCCAACCUGAAGAGUCUCUUUCUCAAUGGCAACGAUAUCGAAAAGCUGACACCAGGUAUGUUCCGAGGUCUACAGAGCUUGCAUUACUUGUACUUCGAAUUCAAUGUCAUCCGGGAAAUCCAACCUGCAGCCUUCAGCCUCAUGCCCAACUUGAAGCUGCUAUUUCUCAACAAUAACUUGCUGAGGACCCUGCCAACUGAUGCCUUUGCAGGUACAUCCCUGGCUCGGCUCAACUUGAGGAAGAACUACUUCCUCUACCUGCCAGUAGCUGGCGUCCUUGAACACUUGAAUGCCAUUGUGCAGAUAGAUCUCAAUGAGAAUCCCUGGGACUGCACUUGUGACCUGGUCCCCUUUAAGCAGUGGAUCGAAACCAUCAGCUCAGUCAGUGUGGUAGGUGAUGUACUCUGUAGGACCCCUGAGAACCUCACCCACCGUGAUGUGCGCACUAUUGAGCUGGAAGUUUUAUGCCCAGAGAUGCUGCAUAUUGCACCACCUGGACCAUCCCCACCACAGCCUGGAGAUUACCACCCUAACGGGGGACCAACAAAUGCAUCACCUUAUGAGUUCUCUCCUCCCGGGGGCCCUGUGCCACUUUCCGUGUUGAUUCUCAGCCUGCUGGUACUGUUCUUCUCAGCUGUCUUUGUUGCUGCAGGCCUCUUUGCCUAUGUGCUCCGGCGGCGUAGGAAGAAGCUGCCCUUUAGAAGCAAGCGGCAGGAAGGUGUGGACCUUACAGGAAUCCAGAUGCAAUGUCACCGACUGUUUGAGGACAGUGGGGGCAAUGGUGGUGGGAGUGGAGGUGGAGGUCGACCGACUCUGUCCUCUCCAGAGAAAGCACCUCCCGUGGGUCAUGUAUACGAGUACAUCCCCCACCCAGUUACCCAGAUGUGUAACAACCCCAUUUACAAGCCUCGAGAGGAGGAAGAAGUGGCUGCCUCAGCAACCCAGGAGACAGGAGCCGCAGAACGUGGAUGUCCUGGGACACAGCCUCCAGGAAUGGGUGAGGGGCUCUUAGGAAGUGAGCAGUUUGCAGAAACACCCAAGGAGAACCACAGUAACUAUCGGACCUUGCUGGAAAAAGAAAAGGAGUGGGCCCUGGCGGUUUCCAACUCCCAGCUCAACACCAUUGUGACGGUGAACCAUCACCACCCUCACCCUCACCACUCGACAAUUGGUGGGGUUUCAGGGGUAGGUGGAGGGACUGGGGCAGACUUGGCUGGGUUCCGCCACCAUGAAAAGAAUGGUGGGGUGGUGCUGUUUCCCCCUGGGGGAGGUUGUGGUGGUGGCAGUAUGCUGCUAGACCGUGAGAGGCCACAGCCUGCUCCAUGCACAGUGGGAUUUGUGGACUGUCUCUAUGGCACAGUGCCCAAAUUAAAGGAACUACAUGUCCACCCCCCUGGCAUGCACUAUCCAGACUUGCAGCAGGACGCCAGGCUCAAAGAAACCCUUCUCUUCUCAGCUGGAAAGGGCUUCACAGACCACCAAACCCCCAAAAGUGAUUACCUCGAUUUAAGGGCCAAACUUCAAACUAAGCCGGAUUACCUCGAAGUUCUGGAGAAGACAGCAUACAGGUUCUAACAGAAGAAAGAGAAUAAAUUAGUGGCUUUGUUUUGAUUUUUCAAAGGAAAAGGAAAAAAAAAAAAAGAAAUAUAUCCCCGGCUCCCACUCUACUUGUCCCAAUAACUCCAUCCUCACAGUCUCCCCUGCCCAGGACAGAACUGAAACGCAUGAUAUCUAGAGAAUACAGAAGUGGGCUUCUCCCUCUCAGAUGUGAUUUUGAGGAAGGGCCGUACUCAGAUCAUUAAUCAAUGAAGUGCCUUCGCAGACUUUUGCCAGCAAAUGUUACCAUUAUUUUUUAUACUGAAACUCGAGACUUUGACUGUGCCAUGUGUGAGGUAUAUCGGGGAUCGUUGUAUUGAUCCUAAUUGAGUAAAAUUCAAUAUGUCUUUUUAUUUUCAGUAACUUUUAUUCCCUUUAGUUACAGUUUUGUUUGAAAGGGAGGGGGGGAGGUUGACAUUUAUGGCUUUCUCUCCUGUUCC